Molecule: messenger RNA, 3135 nt
Organism: Dromiciops gliroides (monito del monte)
Lineage: Eukaryota; Metazoa; Chordata; Mammalia; Microbiotheria; Microbiotheriidae
Gene: FBXO34
Product: F-box protein 34
Exons: 4
Coding region: 534-2441 (635 amino acids)
Molecular function (GO): protein binding
Source: RefSeq, a predicted model, not a curated record
GGGGGCGAGCAUCGGGCUUUCCCGAGCUGUGUUGGGCGCUAGCUCGCAGUGGCGUCCGGAUGGGGGUGGCUGGGGGGAGGCCUUCGGACGCCGCUGUCGCCGCCGCCACCGCCUCCUACUUCCCGGUUUCUGCCGCCUCUAGAUACUUCACAUGGACAAAAUUGAAAAGAGAAAAAGUUAAGCUGUAUUUCAUUUGGGCAAUUGUAUGGUACUUUCAUUGAACCCAAGCUGCAUGCUGCCCCAUCUGAUAUUCUCCAGAAAUGGAAGGUUCAUAGAAUCAUAGAUUUAAAGCUGGAAGUCCAUCUCUCAGGGUAUCUGGCACAAGUGUAAAGCCAUAAUCAUAAACUGCAGAAGAAAGAUUGACCUUUGGAAAUUGGUGAUGAAACUCUGAGAACUCAUUUGAGCUGCCAAAGGCAUAUGUAAAUGAAGAAAAAUUUACAAACAACCACACAAGAUUAAGUGUCCUUCCUUCUCCACAAGUCAUUGAAGCACUCUCUAGAAUAGAUCCUUUUGGGAUUACUUCAUCAAAUAUUAUGUGUAAUAUGAGUGGAAAAGGUCCUGCAGAAAGCUUGAGUGUUAAGGACAAGAAUAAUACCCCACCCAUGGCAAUCCACCAAGUAGAAGGAGAGGAACCGCUGUGUAUUUGGGCUGUUGUGAAACCUGGCAAUACUAAGGAGAAAAUUGCCUUCUUUGCAGCCCAUCAGUGCAGCAACAGGAUAGGCUCAAUGAAAAUUAAAAGCACUUGGGAUAUUGAUGGAAGAGCUACCAAGCGAAGGAAGAAAUCGGUGGAUCUUAAAAAAGUCAAGAUACAGUUAGAAAGGAUGAAAGAAAGCAAUAUUAGAUCUUGUCAACCCGAGCCUUUUGCUUGUGAUAUCGAGCACUGUUCCUUGCAUUAUAUGAGUGACAGUGGAAAUGGAUUCUAUCCAGGGAGGCCUGCAUCAGUCAUCGAAAUGGUAGCUUUUCUAGAGCAGAGAGCAAGUGCUCUGCUGGCUACAUGUACCAAAAACUGCAUAAACUCUUCUGCCACUCUGAGACUUGCUAGGCAGUCUAAAGAGGUGCCUCCAGCAUCUGAUCUAUUCUGUGUCCUGGAAGCCUGUGAGGAGUUUCCCCCUAGAGGAAACUCCAAGGAUAGCAAACCCCAGGGUGAAACCGUGCAUGUACUUGACAUGGUGGCCAGGCUGGAGUCCGAAUGCUUGAAACAUCAGAGGGAACGUGAAAUGGGGGGAGGCCUUUCUAGAAAUAACAGUUUCCGGAGGCAUGUGGGCCGAGUGUUGCUGGCAAAUGGAACUCGGGAGGAUGAGAGCAAAGCAGAGAAAGGAUCACCCAAGGUCCCAGACACCCAGAUAAAUCCUGCUGUUGCCGUGACUAGAGAUCGUGCCUCUGUGAGAGCUGACCACUGCUCUUCUCUGCAGGGAACCCAGUCUUGGGAACAUGCCUCCUUGGCUACAUUGCCAACAGGUGUGGAUUUUCACAUGGACAGUGUGUCGUUAGAACCAAGUCAACAGACUGCUGUGAAAACAAGGAGUAGGUGUGAUGUGGAAAUGACCGAGGAACUCAGUGGGUCAUCUUUUCUUCCUCUCACCUGUUCCCAGCCAACAGAGUUACCCCCAGAUGCUAUGCAAAACAAAAGUAUAACUAUCGAUUGUAUGAGUAAGAAGAUUGUGCCAUUUCCUAGCCAGAAUCCUGAUCAAAGAAUGAGAGAGUCUGUAUGUAUUAGUAUUUCUGUGUCCAAGGUGGAGAAAACUCAGGAUUCUAGUAUAAACCUCUGUGAAGAUCCACUCCCAGGGAUGCUGUUCUUUCUUCAGCCUAAUCAACCUGAAAAAAAUUGUUCCAAGUCAAAUGAAAGCACAAAAGAGUCCCCAAGAUUCCUCCCAAAUGAGAAUUCUUCUGAAGAUGAUAUAGAACUUAGGGGGAAAAGAGUUUCGGUAGUAGAGCCCUUUGCACUGGUUGACUCUACUAUGAAAAGUACUAUGGGAAAUGCAUUGCAGGCUGUAGAGGGGUCCUGUUUGAAGAAGCAGGUGUCUCAUGACUUUUUGGAGACUAGGUUUAAAAUUCAGCAGUUGCUGGAGCCUCCACAGUACAUGGCCUUCUUGCCCCAUCACAUAAUGGUGAAAAUCUUCAGGUUUCUUCCAACCAAGAGUUUGGUAGCUCUUAAAUGCACUUGCUGCUAUUUUAAAUUCAUCAUUGAAUACUAUAACAUCAGGCCAGCAGAUUCUCGUUGGGUCCGAGAUCCACGCUAUAAAGAAGAUCCCUGUAAGAAGUGCAAAAAAAAGUAUGUGAAAGGGGAUGUGUCACUCUGCCGAUGGCAUCCGAAGCCCUACUGUCAAGCCUUGCCUUAUGGCCCUGGAUACUGGAUGUGCUGUCACCGGUCUCAGAAAGGUGUUCCUGGCUGUAAGCUGGGUCUUCAUGACAAUCAUUGGGUUCCUGAUCUGCGUGGUUAAAGUUUGGGUCCAUAAGGAAACAAGAAACUGAAGUGGACUGUGAGAGGUUUAACUCUAAAGCAAUGAGUGAUUUUAUUUUUAAACAAUUAUACAAUCCUAUUUUCUAAACCUCAGUGAACUGCGUGUUCUAGAUGGCAUCCAUGUUUUAGAGAGGCCAGUGGGUUAAGAGUGGAGUUAUAGAAUAAAUGGAGAAUGUCUGAGUUGAAAAUGGUUUGAAUGGUAGGCACUGAUGACAGGAGAAACUUUCCAAAUGCAGAUUGGUGGGAUAAGUAUAUAGUCUCCCAAGGGGACUACUUUGGAGGGGGUGACACUCAUUCCAAUGUACAAAUUCUGAUAUAUGGUUUUUAAGAAAUCACAUCACUGUAUGCUUGAUUCACUGAGGUUAUUUGUGGUUAGCAAAUGAAUGUCAUGCCCUGUGUUGUUUACAGUGUAUAUAAUUGUUUUGUUUUCACAGGCUGUGAAACCAGAGUGUGGCCUUUACUUGGUAGAUGAGCACUUUUAGCUCCUCUGUAAAUAGCAUUAUUAAAAACUGUUGUACAUAGUCAACAGCUGGCUGAACAACUUAAUCACUACAAUGCAGCUUGGAAAGCGUUGCAGCUACAUAGUUGUGUGCCCAGGUAUCUUGUCUCAGAUUUGUAUAUCCUGUAUAAAACACGAAUGUUUCCUGAAUAAAAUAUGAAUGUUUCCAAUAUAA